Molecule: messenger RNA, 675 nt
Organism: Ogataea haglerorum
Lineage: Eukaryota; Fungi; Ascomycota; Pichiomycetes; Pichiales; Pichiaceae
Exons: 1
Coding region: 1-675 (224 amino acids)
Source: RefSeq, a predicted model, not a curated record
AUGGAUUACCCAGACGAAAACCUUACACUAAUUUCAUCUCCUUGGAGUGAGUUAGAAUCCUGCGUCACGAAUAUAGUUGAAAGGUCAACCAGCCUCGUGUCUCCCAGUUUGAAAUUUGGUGAAGAUCAUAAAUCCCAAGACGCAGAAGACCAAGUUCAACGUGAUGGUCUGACAGUUAAAAGCCUCAACAAUGGGAACAUGAUAGACCUCAAGAAUGAUUUUGAGCUUUUACCCCACUUGGUUGUGAAAAACGAAAAGCCAUAUGAGUCCACUAGCCUAAAAUUUCACUCAAAAGCAAAAGUUCUCGUCUAUAAUCAUGAUAGCGAUUGCAAAUCUAUAAGGAAAGUAUUCUCACCUCGGAAGAGCAAAGAUGGCAGUCCCUUGAAAAGGAUCAAUAAAUCAAUCAGCAGAAGAUUUUCAGGACUCGGUGUUAGCUCGUCAACAACAGAAUCCAAAGAAAACCUGGUCCAUAGUAGGCGUGAUCGUUCUAUAUUGAAGAACAAAGUCAAUGUUAAUGAAGAGCAAGAGUCCGUCAGGGCCAACAAUUGUGACGAAGUCCAGGUGGAGGACUUUUUGUGCUUCGUUGAGACACAUGAGCGAAGACGCAUGGAUACCGAGCCUUUUCUAGAACACUUCCGCGAGAAACAGAUCGAGAACUACUAUGAAAAUAUCUAG